Messenger RNA from Fusarium verticillioides 7600, 849 nucleotides. RefSeq lists its product as hypothetical. The transcript is spliced from 2 exons. Gene Ontology annotation, molecular function: oxidoreductase activity. NCBI's taxonomy places the organism in Eukaryota, Fungi, Ascomycota, Sordariomycetes, Hypocreales, Nectriaceae. Bases 1 to 849 code for a protein of 282 amino acids. The record is from RefSeq and is a predicted model, not a curated record.
AUGCCUCAGCCAACUCAACGCCAAGCCUGGCGUCGAACAGACGAUUAUGCAAAGGGCGCCCCCAAGGUGAAACUCGUCACAGAAGAUCUUCCUCUACCUCUUCAUCCAACCGCCGUUCUCAUAAAAGUGCACGCAGUUGCUCUCAACUAUCGCGAUGCCAACAUAGCCAAUGGCGGUAACCCCUGGCCUGUUACUCCCAAUGGUAUUCCUGGAAAUGAUGCCGCCGGUGAGAUCGUUUCAGUCGGGAAUAGAGUCUCGCUCGUCAAAGCGGGCGAUCGUGUUGCUCCGAUCACGGACUCAAAAUUUGUGAAUGCUCGCUCGACGGGAAGAUCUUGGCUCGCGGCCAAUGAAGAUGGAAUCUUGGCCACUAACAUUGCCUUUGAUGAGAAGCUUCGAUCAUCCCCUGUGCUGGAAGCAGUUCGGAAAACCAGAGAUCCAAGCCGUCAACUACAAGGCUCACCCAGAAUGCACAAGGAAGUCCUUCGUCUAACAAACGGUGUCGGCGUUGAUCUCGUCAUUGAGAACGGUGGCAGCAGUUCUCUCGUUCGCUCCAUGGAGUGCACUCGACGUGGAGGCAUUGUGAGCCAAGUUGGUUAUCUGGGCGGCCCUAAACCUGAAAAUUUGAAGGAGUUUGUUUCCACUAUCAUUGAUCGACGACUGAACGUUCGUGGUAUCAACGCAGGAUCUAAGGAUGAUCAGGAUGAGCUUAUAGCUGCCAUCUCUGCGACACAGAUAGCUUUUGAGGAUAUCCUCGACUCAACUUGGUCUUUCGACAAGGCAGAUAAGGCAAUCGAGUAUGUUUGGCAAGGCAAACAGGUUGGAAAGGUCGUCAUCAAACUUGGUGAUUAG